GUUAAAAUUUGGUAAGCCAUGUUGUUUGGAAAAUUCCCGCCCGAAAUUUGCGCUGUUUUCCUCCUCACAAGGUGAAGUCAUGCAAUUUUGAAGAGGAAACGAUCAACAGACUGUUUGAAGUUGAGCGGCCAUGCGACAUGGCCGCUCAAAGUAGUUUUCGUGUUAUGCGUCAUAUUAGGUUGCCCCAAAAAUCUUUUUAAAAUACUUGCACACGCCUAAAACGUGCAUAUAUUGACGAAAGAAAGUUCUUUGAGGAAAGUGUUAUCGAAGUGAAGCUGUACCCAAGAGUAAAUGACUGACAAAAGAACAAAGCCCAAAAGAUAAGAAUUGAAAAAGAAACAUGAGCACAUCAGGUGGUGAACCUCGCACUUUACUUAAUGCCCUCAAACCAAUGUUAGGAUCUCUAGGAGACAUUAAGACACCACAAGAAGUUGUGCGUGUAGUAAGUUUAAUGCGAGAUGCAGAGAAGCUGAUGAGUCGUUGCAUUUACCUUAAUGUCCUGAAGGCUACAAUCUCAGCUGCCAAGGAAAAUGAAACAUCAAGUGAAACAUUAGAAAAGUUUAUGAGUAUAGGGGGCUGGAGUAUACUCAACAGAUGGCUUGUUGAGGCAAAGAAAAACGAAAAUUUUCCAGUCUUGGUUGAACUUCUUGAGGUCCUGAGAGAUCUCCCUGUAAAUAUAGACACAUUAAAACAAGGUAAUACAGGCAAAAUUAUCAAGCAUCUCACAAAAUUGGAGAAUCAAGAUGUCAAAAAACUUGCCUCAGUUAUUGUGAAGCAGUGGAUGAGUCUUGUUAGGAAUCAAACUGGAAUUUCAGUAGACAAGCCCAAGCAGAAUGGUUCAGCAGAUGGUGAGGAUGCUCUGCAAGGAUCUAAGCAGGCUUUAUCACUCCCAUCAACUGAAGGAAAGCCUGCCAAGAGACUGAGAGACAACAGCUCGACAGAUUCAAACAGGUCACCUCAAGCGGAGAAGAAAAUGAAAACCCUUAGUGAAGUUAAAAGUGAUGUCAAACAGAGUAUGGCACAGAAAAAUAUUUCUAAGACAAAAGUGAUCCCACCACAGGCUAAACCGGUAGCCAUGGAAAGUGCAGGGUUCAUGAACGCACUAACAUCUGCAGCAUCAGCUGCUCCUGUUGUGAGAAAGAGGAAACGUGUGUCCACAGCUGCAAAGACAGGGACAACUAACACCACAACAGCAACUUCUUCAUCUACAGCAACUGCCAAGCCAACAUAUACAGGCAUUCUUGAUGCCAUAUUGGAUAGUCAGUCACAGACACAUGGCCAAGAGGAUGGACGAGAGAAGGAAAAAGAGAGCAAGGAAAAAGAUGCUGACAGUGCAAGCAACAAGUCAGGUUCAUCUCCAAAUGGAUCACCAGACAAUACAUCAUUAGCUCCAAGUGGAGAUAUUGGAGACUUCACCAAAGGCUCUGAGCCAUCUGAAAAAGAGAAUUCUCCUAACUCAGCAUCACAGACUUCAACAGAUACAACCUCUGCAGCAGAUGACAAUUCAUUAGAAGAAAAACCAGCUAAGAAGUCAAAGAAGGGCAAAAAGGUUCAAUGGCCUGCUGAUGAUGCAAACCUUGCUACAUUCCACUUCUUUGAGAUGGAUGAAGAUGAAAGAGCGCUGGUGAGGCAUCCUGUGAACUUUCUGGAUGCAGCACAUAAUGAGAUGGUUCGAGAAAGACAGCUUGUGGAGCAAGCCAAACGGUUGAGUGAAGACAUUAUGGCAGAGAGAAUAAAGUGGUACAGACCUAAAGCCUUAACAGUAGAACAUCAAGCAGAGAGAGGAGCAAAAAGCACACAGAGACAAAUUCAGAAAACUAGAGAAGCGAGCAUACUUGCAGACAUCUUUCUAACCAAGUCAAGUCUUCCAGACAGCCCAGCUGAACCUGACCCAGAGAACCAGAAAGGAAGUCCUGAAGAACCCAGAGUUAUCCCACAUGAUGAGAAAGGAACCACUCAUGUUCCAGCGAAGACUGCAGUUGUACCAGCAGUUAGCAGCAGUGGUGUACAGCUGCCACCAGCCUUGAUGACCCUCUUGUCUUCAGCAACAUCUAAUACAGCUGGGUCGGCUCCCCAGGGGACUGCUGACAGGCCAGCUUAUACUGUUCAGACUCUGCUGGAUAAACUCUUGAAGCCCACUCAGCAGCCUGGUACACCCUCAAUGGGACCAAAUUCUCAGCCUCCACUUCAGAAUGAGCCAGGGAGUUCCUCCUUACCCAGCGCCCUCCAAAAUAUUCUGGAACCCCUACAGCAAAAUAAAAUGGGCCCUCCAAGAAUGCAAGGGCCUGGACCUGGACAUGGCAUGGGUCAAGGACCAGGAUUGCUUGGGGCUGCUCCUGGUGAUCCAAUGGGGAGCCUAAAUGUGUUCAGGCCACCUGGUCCUAUGGGUCCAAGGGGCGUGCAGGGCCCGCACCUAAGACAUGAUAUGCCUAUGCAUUUCCAGGGUCCAGGAGGGCCUAGGCAAGGACCUCCUAUUGGACCCCUCUUCCCAGGUCCCGAGGGCCCAAUGAUGGGUCCACGUAUGAGGGGACAUAUGCCACUGCGAAUGCAGGGUGGGCCAGGCGUUGGAAGAGGUAUGCCAACAGGUCCUCGACCUCUUCUUCCAGAGAUGGCCCAACGAGACGACUUCCUCGCAGAUCAAUUCGACGACGGAGGGGAGUAUGGGGACGAAGAUGAAGAGGGUGAACUGGGAGACAAUAUAAACAUGCGCGGCAGAGGUCGAGGAAUGCCGCGCGGUCGAGCGCGUGGAAGGGCCCGGGGCAGAGGAGCUCCCAUAUGUCGGCACUUUGUUUCAAAACGAGGCUGUCUCAGAGGAAGCACGUGUCAUUUUUUACAUCCAGGAAUAAAUGGACCCCCAGUUUGAGAAUAAAUUCUAGAACGUUUGAAGACAGUGGCAGUAAAUUCCAGGAAUGCGUGUUUUCGCUGUUAUCGUAUUUAGUAUCGCCGAAGUCACGUUUUCCAAUCGUCAAAUUAUCAUCUGCGCAAAUCACUUGAUUAUAUUUACUGGAAUUUACCGCUGUCUUUGUCUUCAAGCAACUAUAUUUUGCAACCAAAUAUUAUAAGAAGGAAAAAAUAGUAUAAAUAAAUCAAGGGCAAGGAGGAUAUUUCGUGGAAGUCAAGAAAGAGUUUCCCGCAGUAACAUUGGCAAGUUUCGAAACAGUUCGACUUAUAGUUCAUCUCUCAUGUACUGAGUGACCAACUAUCCUAUCACGCCUAAACACACUUUGACUCCAUAACUAAUUCUCUUUAGCAAAUUUAACUAGGGCACCACUUCUCUUAGGAAUCUUUUAUUGUCGGCAGUUCUCCAGUGGUCAGAAUUUUAGUGCAAUCCCGAUAUAACCAACAUUUAUAGGCCAACAACAACAAAAGAUUAUGGGCAAUAGAUGCGAGCUCGUCGUAUUCGAGCUUUUCCAUUUUCAGAAAAUUAGGUUACACUAUGUUGUUCAUUCGAAUUUUUAGAACCACCUCAGUGAGGAGGUGAAGAGAAACAUGGGCCUAGUGAUCUCAAUCGUCUCUUUUUUUCCUCGGAGUAAAUCUUAAUUCUACUCUUGGGAACGAAACGUAACUGUUUGCGUUAUAAGCAGUGACUCGGCUUAAUUCGUCGUAAAGUCGUGGUAUUUUCCAGUUUUUGUUCCUCUACAGUUUUUCGUUAUAUCGGGAUGAGCGCUGUCAAUGGAGUUGAUAUGAUGUUGCUGGCUCAGUCUCCAUUUAUACUGGUUCACUUGGUCUCAGUAUCGGCAGCUAAAUUCCUCUCAUCACUUUAAACACAAUGUCUACACCUGCUUGGGAGAAAUAGAAAUUUGGACUGACUUAAUUCACCGCGCACACUGGCCAUUUCAUUCCUCUCCUCGUCGUUGUCAUUUCUGUUAGGUACGGUACGAACCCGCGACAUAUUUUAUCUAAAGCGUUCCUUACUCGAUUUACCUUUGUACAAAUUGUAUAAAAUUUGGAAUACAUGUAUGUAAAAUACUAGGUAGAAACGAUUUUAAUAUUUGAAAAUAUUUUUGGACAAAACUAAAGAAUAAAUGCUCCUUAUUUUAGUCAGCCUGCAGACUUCUAUACGCGUAGUCUGUUGUGGACCUAACGUUUUCUCUUUUACGAUGAACAAUUGAAUUCCUCGAACAUUGAUGUGCACGGUAAGGGAAUCAGCAAUACAUUAGUUGUCCACUUGGUUGGCGUUUGCUUUCUAGCCUAGAUUUCUUUCGUCGCACGAGGAACUUUUCAGGUUCCAUUUGAUUACUCCAAAUUCGUUCCCCUCUCAAAAAUGCCUUGUCUUUUCCACUGAAGCUACUUCAUUGAGAAACGAGAAAGGUACCUUUAGGAAAUUUAUGAAUGGUGUUAGAAAGCAAUAGGAAACGGAGGUCUAAACAACCACGACGACGACCAUUUUAUUUUGCUUAAUACGUAGAAUAUCAUAACAAAAAAGUAAAUUAAAACAAGCCUAUACCCAGCAGGUAUGCUGCAUAUACCCACAGAUGUGGCUUGCUGCAUAACUUUGUGUUCAAGGCAUCUUUAGUCUUGACAGCAAUUUGAUCCAGUUGUUUAAUUGAAAAUCUUGACAUUGCAAGUUUUAGACUGUCUUCACAUGGAUGUUAUUAACUACAGAAAACACCCGCAUAUAAGAACCUGCUAUUUAGUUUCUUAAACACGGUCUUAUUUUCUCACGAAAAAAGUAUUUUUUUUGCUGGUAGAAGAGUGGUACCGACAAUUGUUUUGAUAAAUUGUGCCAAUAAUCAUGUCUAAAUUACUGCAAUGUAAACAAAUUUAAGAAAUACAAAACCUAAUUUAAGUUAUUUGAUUUACAAAUUAUAACUUUUCAGUGAGUUAUAAGGUAAGAACCUGUUUAAAAUUUCAGGCUCAAACAGGUUCUUACGUGAAGGGGACCUAAAUGGAAAUCUUAGACUAACAGGUUCUUCAAAAUUAGGUUCAUUAACGCGGGUUUUUUUACUGUACGGCAGUAUGUCAUCAGAGAGAGCUCCCUUAAUUGAUAUAUUGGAAACUUUCCAUGAUCUUCGCGGUAAUGAUAUUAAAUUGUAAUGGAAAGGGAACAAGCCGUCAUUGGAAACUGAGCAGGACUGUGACGAAACUUUACACAAGGGACACGAUAAAAUUGGCCAAUAAUAAUUUACCAAUAUAAAGUUCCAAUAUGGUAUAUAAGUAUGUAUUGUUACAAUGAAAUGUUGAACUAAGUGUGCAAGGCAUUUUGGGGCUGUGUUAUUGCCCGCUGUGCUGAAUAAGCGCCGAUGCCGUCUCGUGGUGUAACACUGAUCCAUCACUCCGCAUUCUUGUCAGCAUAUUUGUUCAAUUUAUUAUAGUUGUGAAUUCGUUUCACUUUUCACGAGUGUUGCCUUAACAGGUUAUAGAAACAGUGACGUUUUGUAAAGUAUGUCGCAUUAUUUCAUUUCAUUAUGUGAAAGGUCAUGCAUAUUCACUGUAAAAAGGAAAUUAUUGAAGUAACUGGUGUGCAAAAAUUAUAUUUAAUAUCAAGCAUAUGAUUUGAUGCAAGCUUUUCAUUAAAACUGAUUUGAUUGA
Molecule: messenger RNA, 5532 nt
Organism: Orbicella faveolata
Lineage: Eukaryota; Metazoa; Cnidaria; Anthozoa; Scleractinia; Merulinidae
Product: serine/threonine-protein phosphatase 1 regulatory subunit 10-like
Cellular component (GO): nucleus; chromatin; PTW/PP1 phosphatase complex
Molecular function (GO): metal ion binding; protein phosphatase 1 binding
Source: RefSeq, a predicted model, not a curated record